This is a messenger RNA of Rotaria sordida, 2046 nucleotides long. The record is from the annotation of a GenBank genome assembly. Lineage: Eukaryota; Metazoa; Rotifera; Eurotatoria; Philodinida; Philodinidae.
AUGUUCUCAGAACGUUGGCUAUGCUUUUGUUGUCCACCAAUGCAUAAAUCUCCUCGACGAACUAUUGUUGCACCAAUUGAACAAAAUCCAAUUCAACCUGAAUCACGAUUACAAUUACAAACAAGUCGACUAUCGAAUAGACAAAAACAGAAAUCUGAACUUCAUUUAGCUGCUGUUGUUAUUAUUCAAACAUGGUUUAGACGACGACGAGCUUUAUUUGAAAUACGACGAAAAACUGCUUGGACAAUUUAUCAAAAUAUUGAAUAUGCUGGUGAACAAAAUCAACUUAAAUUGUAUAAUUUUUUUCUUGAACUUAUGCAAACUGUUUCAAAAAAUCCUCGAGAUGCUACUGUUGCAGCAAAAGUCUUACGUCGAAGUUCUAGUCUAUCAGGUUUAGCUGAAGAAUUAGAAUUAAAACAAUUAACAUCACCAACAAUAAUUAAUGUUGAAUCAUCAUAUCAAGGACCACAUAUUGAUAAACCUAUUAAUAGAGAACAUUUUGAAGCAUUGAUUCUUGCUUUUCAACGUGGCGAGCUCCUUCAUGCUCAUUAUGUAUUAUUAAUAUUACAUGAACUUCGUCAUAUUCUUAAAAAUUUACCAAAUAUAAAUAUAGUUUCAACUCAUCAGACAACAUGUGUCACUGUUGUUGGAGAUUUACAUGGUAGUUUAGCUGAUUUAAUGAUUAUAUUUCAUAAGAAUGGUUUACCAUCGAAUGAAAAUCCUUAUAUAUUUAAUGGUGAUAUUGUUGAUCGAGGUUUUCAAAGUAUUGAAGUUUUUCUUUUAAUAAGUGUUGCAUUAAUUGUUUAUCCAAAUAAUAUUUAUUUAAAUCGAGGAAAUCAUGAAGAUCAUGUAUUAAAUUUAAGAUAUGGUUUUAUGAAAGAAAUCAUACAUAAAUAUAAAUCUCAUGCAACAAGACUUUUACAUUUAUUUGAAAAUAUUUAUAGUUGGUUACCAGUUGCAAGUCUUAUUGAUGAUCAUAUUUUUGUAACACAUGGUGGUAUUAGUAAUAUAACUGAUUUAACUAUUAUUAAUCAAAUAAAACGUCAGAAGUAUGUAUCUGUAUUAAGUCCAAGUUUUAUUAUACCACCAAAUGAAGAUGAAUUUCAAAUAGGUAAUAUUCCAAAUGAUUUAUUGCUUGAAUGGCGACAAAUACUUGAUUUAUUAUGGAGUGAUCCGAAACAGAGUGAUGGUUGUGAACCAAAUACUUAUCGUGGUGGUGGGUGUUAUUGGGGUCCUGAUGUAACAAAUGAUAUUUUAGAAAAACAUAAAUGGAGCUUACUUAUUCGUUCACAUGAAUGUAAAGAAGAAGGUUUUGAUUAUACUCAUGAUAAAAAGGUGCUUACUGUUUUUUCAGCAUCAAAUUAUUAUGCCGUAGGUAGUAAUCGAGGUGCAUAUGUAAAAGUAAUUACUAAUCAACCACCAUUAAUUGUUCAAUUUGUUUCAACAAAAUCUUCACAUAAAUCUUUGACCUUAUGGGAAAGGGUAUCUCAUGUUGAAGAACAAGCAAUUCAAAAUCUUCUUGAAAAAUUUAGUGUAAAUCAAAAUCGAUUGAUAAGAGAAUUUGCAGUUGUUGAUCGAAAAAAAACAGGUCGUAUAUCUAUCAAUGAGUGGUGUGAUAUUGUUUCACGUGUUCUUAAUUUACAUUUACCAUGGCGAACACUUAAAUCACGACUUGUUCAAACAGAUUCUGACGGAUCAAUUAUAUAUGAAUCAACAUUUCGUUUCAAACAAUUACAAGUUACAUUGAGUGUUCCAACAAGUGAAAGACGGACAAGUCUUUGUCAAGCUAUUUAUCGCAAUAAAGAUUUACUUGAAACAGUCUUUCGAGCUAUUGAUAAAGAUAACUCAGGUGUUAUUUCAAUGAAAGAAUUUACUGACGUAUGUGUAUCUCUGGGUCAUCAUAAUGGAACGAAAUUUGAUGGAAAACAAAUCAUGGAUUUAGCAGCUAGUAUUGAUCUCGAUAAGAACGGUGUGAUUGAUUUCAAUGAAUUUCUUGAAGCCUUUCGUAUUGUUGAUAUUACUGAUCAUUUUGAUGAUGAAAGUUAA